AUGCAUAUCGAUACAAACGUCUGGAAGGGCUCUGCCCACUCAGUUCUCGAUGAAUUUUUGUAUGAGCUGCAAAACAAAAGCACGAACAUACGUGCAAACGUAACCUCGCAUCCUGUGAACAACGUCCUGCACAACAUAAACUCACCAGAACCGAGGCUUGCAAAUAAUGGAUGUGCAUUACCGCCAGUGUUUUUGACUCCCCAAACGGCUGGUAGUAAAACUAAUCACCAGGAGAUUGCAUCCACUACAACAAAAACCUCGCACAGUCGCUCUUGUAGCGCCGACGAAGUUUUAAGAGCAGCGGCGAGUGGAAAUGCUAAUGAUGAUAGUUUCCCAGCUAGGGCAUCCGAAUUGUUGGACCUUGUAGAACGGAACGCAAGCGCUCAACGCAGAUUAGCCCAUACACCCACAGUCCGGACGGAGUUGGUUGGCUACAACAACCUGGCCCAUAUCAGUCAGUUAUCUGGCGAGCCUUACACCUUCGGCAAUGAUGGCAGAGUGUUCCUCGCCACCACCGAGAGCUGCGGUCCCCAGAUCACUCCACUCGGAUCGCCUAUACAGGGCGAACAUGGUGUCACUCAUUCACACGGUGUUAAUUGUCAACUUUCACCCUUCUCACAUGCUGCACAGCAACAACUGAGCUCAAGCGCUCAUACAGUCCCAAUCCGCCCGUUACAUCUGUUGGAUGUGCACACAGAUAACAUAACCAUCAAUUGUAGCGCUAAGACGCAUUGCACCAACUGUCACCAGUACAAACCUCUGCAUGCUCCUUGCGGCCUGAACUACGAUGACUAUAAUAGUAAUGUGAAGGUGGGUGGACAGGGUUUGGAGAAACGACGCGCCUCCAAUUCAUUUACACAACAAUAUGCGAGUAUACACUUUCAGAAUAAUCUGCUUAGUAGUUAUUGUGGUACGCCGACAAAGAGUCGAUGCGACGAAACACAGGUAGGAUACCAAUCUGAGGUUAAGGAGUACAACAAAGCGCUUGACAACAGAGUGGCGAGCCUUAAGUCUACUGUGAUACGAUGA
Molecule: messenger RNA, 1029 nt
Organism: Sphaeroforma arctica JP610
Lineage: Eukaryota; Ichthyosporea; Ichthyophonida
Exons: 1
Coding region: 1-1029 (342 amino acids)
Source: RefSeq, a predicted model, not a curated record